CGUGCCGAAAAAUAUCCGGACAGUUCGGAGAGAGUCUCGGUGAAAAUUUUUCAGCUCAUGAAUGUUUUGUGCCUAGAAAAGUGACAAGAAAACAGUAAAUUCCGCUUGGAAUUGCAACAAAAUUGCAUCCCGUUGCUUCGAUAAAACCGUGGAAAUGUAAAUUAAAUGCAGAAGAACGAGAGAAAUUACUGCUCAAACUAAUGCGCUUAAAAGCGUUUUAGGAUAACCUCAACACCACCGCAGCAGAGUUUUUGAGAGUAAUUCUGUUUAGUUAUUUUUAAGUUUUUCUUCUUUUCCCCACACCUUUUCCUCUCUUUCACUCCCUCUCUGUCUCCCCCUCCCUUUCUUUCCGGAUUGUGUAAGUGGAGUUCAAACGAAGAAAAAAAGAAAAUUGUGCUUAAAAGUGAAACGUGAAAGAGUCAGAGAGAACAGCAAGUGAAACAGCAAUAGGAUAUAAACCAUCAUCUUUCGACUUUCAUACUUUGCCGCAUAUUGUUUUUUGUCUCCGCAUCUUGACUGUCCAACGAAAAGAUACGACGGAAUAUUCUACAGAGUGAACAUCGAGUUUUCCACCCACAGUCAAGAUGGGAGACGUCGAUCCAGAGACGCUCCUGGAAUGGCUGUCUAUGGGACAGGGAGAUGAGCGUGAUAUGCAAUUAAUUGCGCUGGAGCAACUCUGCAUGUUGCUCCUGAUGUCAGACAAUGUUGACAGGUGCUUUGAAAGUUGUCCACCGCGUACCUUCCUUCCGGCACUCUGCAAGAUAUUCCUCGAUGAGUUGGCACCUGAGAAUGUGCUGGAAGUCACGGCACGUGCCAUCACUUACUACCUGGAUGUGUCAGCUGAGUGCACCCGCCGCAUUGUGGCCAUCGAGGGAGCAAUCAAGGCGAUCUGCAACCGACUGGUUGUGGCCGAUUUGACCAGUCGCACCAGCCGUGAUCUCGCUGAGCAGUGCAUCAAAGUAUUGGAGUUGAUUUGCACUCGCGAGGCUGGGGCUGUUUUCGAGGGUGGCGGACUGAACUGUGUUCUCUCGUUCAUCCGAGACUGUGGAUCUCAGGUGCACAAGGAUACGCUACACUCAGCCAUGGCAGUUGUGUCGCGUCUUUGCACGAAAGUGGAGCCACUGAGCCCCACAAUUCAAACAUGUGUCGAGAGUCUGAGCACACUCCUACAGCACGAGGAUCCUCUUGUGGCAGAUGGAGCGCUCAAGUGUUUCGCCUCGGUGGCAGAUAGAUUCACACGCAAGGGUGUUGAUCCAGCACCAUUGGCUGAAUACGGACUUGUGACGGAACUUCUCCAUCGACUGAGCAAUGCCGCAGGGCCUGUGGCGUCCACAUCUGCAGCAGGACAGAACCUCCAAGAGGGCGGACAUGCUGCUGCCGUACCAAAAUCCCAAACUGCCGACACCACACGAUCGAGUCAAUCGAUUUCCACUACGAUCUCACUACUUUCCACCCUGUGCAGAGGGUCUCCAACAAUAACUCACGAUCUGCUGAGGUCAAAACUGCCGGAGGCAAUAGAGCGAGCGCUCAAAGGUGAUGAGCGAUGUGUGUUGGACUGUAUGCGCCUGGCGGAUUUGCUGCUGUUACUCCUCUUUGAGGGUCGUCAAGCGCUAAAUCGAGUGGGAUGUGCACAAGGGCAAUUGGUGCCGCGAGUUCGCCGCGCGGACUCGAGUGCGGAGCGGACACACAGACAGCUGAUAGAUUGCAUUCGGAGUAAGGACACGGAGGCUCUGCUGGAAGCUAUUGAAUCGUGUGGAAUUGAUGUCAACUGUAUGGACGAUGUGGGUCAGACGCUGCUCAACUGGGCGUCGGCAUUUGGCACGCUCGAGAUGGUGGAGUACUUGUGUGAGAAGGGUGCAGAUGUGAACAAGGGACAGCGCAGUUCCUCCCUCCACUAUGCUGCAUGCUUUGGACGUCCGGGUAUUGCAAAAGUGUUGCUCAAGUAUGGCGCCAAUCCGGAUUUGAGGGAUGAAGAUGGGAAAACACCCCUCGACAAGGCACGUGAGCGCCUCGAUGAAGGUCACAGGGAGGUGACAUCGAUUCUUCAGUCGCCAGGCGACUGGAUGUCAGCCAUUCGGCCGGACGCAAAGGCGGAUGGUGAGGAGUCUAAUGAGCCAAGGGGUGAUCCUGAAAUGGCUCCCAUCUACUUGAAAUUCUUUCUGCCAGUCUUCUGCAAGACCUUCCAGAGCACAAUGUUGGCGAGCGUGAGAAAAUCGAGCUUGGGACUCAUUAAGAAGAUGGUCCAAUAUACCCAACCGGAAUUACUCUCGACACUCUGCUCCACCCAAAAUGACCAAAAUCUGGGCACAUUGCUGGUGGAAGUGGUUGCCAGUGUGUUGGACAAUGAGGACGACGAAGAUGGACAUUUGGUGGUUUUGACGAUAAUUGAGGAAUUAAUGUCAAAGACUCACGAUGAAUUUCUCGAUCAUUUCGCGCGUUUGGGCGUGUUCUCAAAAGUGCAGGCACUGAUGGGUCCAUCCGGGACUACGGGUGAGAGUGGUGAGACUGAUGUGAUAAAAUCCCAAGAGGAGGGCGCCGCCGCGUCAACGAGUCGACAGCAGAAGCUGGGAAAUACUUCGGGUGCCGUGGAGCAACUGGGCGGCGAGAGUGUGCUGGAGGAUGCCAAAGAGAUUUUGCCUGGGAAGGCUUAUCACUGGCGAGACUGGAGCAUCUGCCGUGGCCGUGAUUGUCUGUACGUGUGGUCAGAUUCGGCGGCUCUGGAGCUAUCGAAUGGCUCGAAUGGCUGGUUCCGGUUCAUCCUAGAUGGUAAACUGGCCACGAUGUAUUCCAGUGGGAGUCCAGAGAACGGAAGUGACAGUUCAGGCAAAGGGCAUAGCGUGGAUUCUAUUUCUAGUGAAGAGAAUCGUGGAGAAUUUUUGGAGAAAUUACAGAGAGCUCGCGCUGCUGUUCGCCAAGGAUCGAUAUCACAGCCAAUUUUGUCUACAUCCACAUCAACAAGACUGAUUGUUGGCAAUUGGGUGUUGCAAAAUCAAAAGGACAAUCAACUGCAUAUCCACAAUUCAGAAGGUCAUCAAGUGACAAUUCUUCAGGAUGACUUGCCGGGAUUUGUGUUUGAGAGCAAUCGUGGCACAAAGCACACCUUCACGGCUGAAACGACUCUGGGUCCGGACUUUGCGUCUGGCUGGUCGAGUAGUCGGAAGAAGAAGAUGCGCUCGAAGGCGGAGGCACAGAAGUGUCAGGUGAAGAACAUGGCACGUGACAUCUACAAUCGUCACUUCAAGGCAGCUCAGGCUGUGCCACGUGGCGCUGUGGCCACGUUGGCGGUGAUUGUGAGAGAAAUUGAGACCGCUCUGGAGGAGCAAUACUCCCUGACGCUGGCCAGACAGACGAUGGAGGCUGGUGCUGUGGCGGAGAUUUGCUGUGAGAAGAUCACAUGGCAGGAGAGACUCAGAUCAGCACUCAGCAAUCUCGCAACCCUUCUCCACGUGGAUGGCGUUGUCAGUGCCUAUGAGAUGCAUAGUUCAGGCCUUGUGCAGGCUCUAGUGGCACUUCUGUCAAAGAACUACUGGGAAUCGGGACUCACAAGGAAUAAGGCUAAUAAGCUGCAGAAGCAACGAAUUGCCAUUUUUAAUCAAUGCAUACAGGCGGGUUCAAAUGUCGAGGCCACUGAUGGAGCGAAGUGUAAGAGCACGGCGAGUAUAUUGGUAGCAAAACUCGUGGCAGUGCUGGAGAGCAUUGAGAAAUUGCCUGUGUAUCUUUAUGAGUCUCCUGGUACGGGAUAUGGCUUGCAGAUUCUCACGAAGCGUCUGCGUUUCCGCCUGGAGAGAGCCUCAUGCGAGACCACACUGUUUGAUCGCACUGGAAGGCACUUGAAGAUGGAACCGCUGGCCACGGUGGGCCAAUUGGCUAAGUACCUGUUGAAGAUGGUGGCAAAGCAGUGGUAUGACAUGGACAGAUCAACGUACUUUUUUCUGAAGAAAUUGAGAGAUUGUGGAAAACAGAUUGCCUUCAAGCAUCAGUACGAUUUCGAUGAGAAUGGACUGAUUUACUUCAUCGGCACGAAUGGAAAAACAACUGAAUGGGUGAAUCCAGCUCAAUAUGGUCUCGUGACAGUCACGAGUUCAGAAGGCAAGCAAUUGCCGUAUGGGAAGCUAGAGGAUAUUCUCUCGCGUGACAGCAUCUCAAUCAAUUGUCACACAAAGGACAACAAGAAGGCGUGGUUCUCCAUUGAUCUGGGACUCUUCCUCAUCCCAUCGGCCUACACGUUGCGACAUGCCAGAGGAUAUGGUCGAUCUGCGCUGAGAAAUUGGAUGUUCCAAAUGUCUAAGGAUGGCGUCACAUGGCAGACGCUGUAUACUCACACGGACGACAAGAGUCUCGUGGAGCCUGGCAGCACGUGUACAUGGGCCAUUGAGUGUUCCCCCGAGGAGACAAUUGGCUUUCGUCAUGUGCGCAUUCAGCAGAAUGGGCGCAACGCUUCGGGUCAGACACACUACCUCAGCCUGUCUGGCUUUGAGAUCUAUGGAAAGGUGGUGUCGGUGUGUGAAGACUUGGGAAAGACGGCAGCUAAGGAGAUGGAGGCGAAGAUUCGUCGUGAGAGACGCCAAAUUCGGGCACAAUUGAAGCAUAUCACUUCGGGUGCAAGGGUGGUGCGUGGUGUAGAUUGGCGCUGGGACGAUCAGGAUGGGCAUCCGCCAUGCGAAGGAACGGUGACGGGAGAGAUUCACAAUGGGUGGAUCGAUGUGAAGUGGGAUCAUGGCGUGAGGAAUUCAUACAGAAUGGGUGCUGAAGGGAAAUAUGAUCUCAAGUUGGCCAAUUGUGAUAGUUUGAUGAUGGAACCGGGAAAUUCUCUCAUUCCGCUGUCCACAAAGAAAUCAACGGAUAAGACAAGUGUGUUAACUAGCAGAAAAUCAAGUUCCACACCAAGUUUGCCGGAAGCAACGACAGAAAUCAGAAAUUCCGUAGCAUCAACAGAUCAAGCAUCAUCGGCGGAUAAUCUGACAUGGAAGCAAGCUGUGGAGGCAAUAGCUGAGAAUGUUCUCUCAUCAGCUAAGAGUGAUAUUGUCAAUCCAGGAGAGAUUCAUCCCAAUCAAACGGAGGUUUCAGUGGUUGUGCAUACGUUGAGAGACAAUCAUCCAGACUUGUCAGCUAUCAACAAUUCCACACAGACUAUUGCGUCGGAUUUGGCAACAAUAACAGAAAAUCUUACGCUAAAUACACCAGAGCCGACGUCCAGUAGUACUGGAAUUCCGUGCUUCGUGAGACAACAGAGUUAUCCAGAGGACAGCAAGAUUCUCAAUGAGGCCAACAACAAAAUCAACGCCAGCAAUUCCACAAACAGUAUCGCAUCCAAGAGUCUCUUGAGCACACUCAGAACGCAAUCUGGUGGGGUGACAAAGAUGACAACAACUGUGAGUCAGGGAGUGGAUACGUUCCGAAAUAAUGCCAGCAAUAUUCUCUCUUCGGACAUACUGUCCAUCUCCACAGCAAAUAUGCUCACGCCGGCAGUGAGGAUGACACUGCAGAAGUCAACGAUUGCUAACACAACCACAACGCCGAGCAGUGGUGAGAAGAUGCAGACAAGCAGUGAGGAGCAGAAUUUCAAGAUGCGUAAACCAUUGCAUCGUGUGGAGAAAUUGCUGCAGAUCCAGCAACAGCCGGAGGAUAUCUACCUGCCAUUGCCGCCGUCAGUGGCGAAGGAACGUGAUACAACGAACAACUUGAAGAAUAAUCUCGUUGCCACAUCCACGGCGACUCAGGGCACUCCCACGACAACAGAGACGCUCGCCCCGGCAGGAGAUCCCUCAUCAACGAGCACCAGUGCUGAUGCUGUGGUGGUGGCAAAUCCAAUGAGUGUGUCAGUGCCCAAUUUGACAACAUCAACCAGUGAAGUGGCAAAUCCCAUUGAACCGACAACGCCACACGGUUUGCUGGAAACUUUCGCCGCCAUGGCGAGACGAAGAACAUCGCAGGGAAGUGGUGGUGGUGGCAGUGCUUUCCAGGCUAACAAUCAGGCCAUGAACACGGUCAACACCAGCAACAAUCAGAGCACAUCUGGAUUCUUUCCCCGCGGACCCAAUUCUGUUACCAGCCUCGUGAAGUUGGCACUCUCGAGUAAUUUUCACACCGGUCUCCUCAGCACGGCACAAAGCUAUCCCAGUCUCACGAGUUCCGCCAAUAUUCCCCCGACAACUACAAAUUCAGGAACUACGGCCGGUGGCAUCACGACAUCAGCCAGCAGUGGUCAGGCCGCCACAUCACCAUCACCUGCUCUCAAUCCCGCCUUCACAAUGAGUCUCACCUCAACGAGUAGUGACAGUGAGCAGGUAUCGCUGGAGGACUUCCUGGAGAGCUGCCGGGCGCCGACACUUCUCGGUGAUCUGGAGGAUGAUGAGGACAUGGAGGAAGACAACGAUGAUGAGGAGAAUGAGGAUGAAUAUGAGGAGGUGGGCAGUACAUUGCUGCAAGUGAUGGUGUCUCGAAAUCUUCUCUCAUUCAUGGACGAUGAGACGCUGGAGAAUCGUUUAGUGGCAGCGGGCAAGAGGAAAUCAUGGGAUGAUGAGUAUGUGCUGAAGCGGCAGUUUUCAGCACUGAUUCCCGCCUUUGAUCCUCGACCAGGACGCACGAAUGUCAAUCAGACGACAGAUCUUGAAAUACCUCCGCCUGGUUCAGAGAGUCAGUCUCAGUCUGUAGAUGUCACACUCAUCCCGCAGCCAUCGCUGCAUCUCGUGCUCAAGGGACCGAAUUUGGCAGGUGUGGGUGAUGUGGAGAUUCCUCUUACCAAUCCUGACUGGACAAUAUUCAGGGCUGUGCAGGAACUCAUGCAGAUGACUAACAUGAAUAAGACAGAGAAGCUGCGAAAGAUCUGGGAGCCGACGUACACCAUCAUUUACCGCGAGGCCACCAGUAAAGAGGACAACAAUGUGAGCAGUGGUGAAGGAAGAACAACUCCUGUGGUGUCUGUCUUCAGUUCAGGUCGAAGUGGAGGAUCAACUCUGUCACCAAGUUCACCUCUUCCAAUGACUCCAUCAACGCUCCACUGCUCUGUGGAUGAUGUGUUGCAACUUCUGUCGCAGCUCAAUGCCAUCAAUGGCCAACUUCUGGCGGCAGAGAGUGAUAAUUCCAUCACACUAAGCGGUGAUCUGUUCAUGAGCAAAAAGAUUACAAAUAAGCUGCUGCAGCAGAUUCAGGAUCCAUUGGUGUUGAGCAGCAAUAGUUUGCCGUCUUGGUGUGAGAAUCUCAAUCAAUCAUGUCCGUUCCUGUUCCCCUUCGAGACACGUCAGCUGUACUUCAGUUCCACGGCUUUCGGUGCCUCACGGAGCAUCGUUUGGCUGCAGUCGCAACGUGAUGUGACUCUCGACCGGCGGAUACCUGGCUCGAGUCCGCGACGCGAUGAGCAGCACGAAUUUCGUGUGGGGCGUCUCAAGCAUGAUCGUGUGAAGGUGCCACGAAGUGAGAAUCUCAUUGAGUGGGCGAUGCAGGUGAUGAGGACUCACUGCACGAGGAAAUCUGUGUUGGAAGUUGAGUUCAUGGGCGAGGAGGGCACCGGAUUGGGUCCCACCCUUGAGUUCUAUGCUCUCGUCGCGGCGGAACUGCAGAGGAGUGAUCUGGGCAUGUGGCUUUGUGACGACGAGGUGGACCAGAAAAUGGAUGAAGCGACAGAGAUUGACUUGGGUGAGGGUGCGAAACCUAUUGGGUAUUAUGUGCGUCGUCCGGCUGGAUUGUUCCCGGCGCCGUUGCCUCAAGAUUCGGAGAUCUGCGAGCGAGUGUCCAAGUACUUCUGGUUCCUGGGUGUGUUCCUCGCCAAGGUGCUGCAGGAUGGUAGGAUUGUGGAUCUACCGCUGUCGACGCCAUUCCUUCAGUUGCUGUGCCACACCAAGAGCACCAAGUGUCGCAACAUCUCAGCCACGACAGGUGUGAAGUCAAGUGAGGACAUUAUGAUGUCGAGCAUGAUGUCGGAAGAGAGUGAUCGCGAGACAAUUGACAAUUACUCUCGGAUGCUGGGCGCCAGAUUCCCGGCCUCUUCGUGGUAUGACGGUGUUCUGGGCUGCGAUCAGUUGGCUGAGAUUGAUCCAAUCAGGGCGGAGUUCCUCAGAGAGCUGCAGGAUAUCGUGAUGCAGAAGCAGAACAUUGAGCAGAACAUCAGUCUGACACCCGAUGCCAAAGCCCAGAUGAUUGAGGAGCUGAAGUUAACCACCAAGUGUGCUGAGGUGAGUCUUGAGGACUUGGCGCUCAGCUUCACAUACCUGCCCAGUUCCAAAGUGUACGGAUUCGCGAGUGCUGACCUCAUUCCCAAUGGCAAUCAAGUGGAUGUGACGGUGAUGAAUGUGGAGGAGUACUGUGAUCUCACCAUGAACUUCUGCCUCCAAGAUGGCAUUGCUAAGCAACUGCAGGCCUUCCAUGAGGGAUUCAGCCAGGUGUUCCCACUAAACAAGUUGGCUGCCUUCACGCCCGAUGAGGCGCGCAUUAUGAUCUGUGGUGAGCAGAAUCCCGAGUGGACGAGAGAUGAUCUUCUGAACUACACAGAACCGAAAUUGGGUUACAGCAAGGACAGUCCCGGCUUUCUGCGAUUCGUGAAUGUACUUAUGAGUCUCACGGGUCCGGAGAGGAAGGCCUUCUUGCAGUUCACAACUGGCUGCAGCAGUUUGCCGCCGGGCGGCCUUGCCAAUCUACUGCCGCGCCUCACGAUCGUCCGGAAGGUGGACGCGGGUGAGGGGAGCUAUCCGUCUGUCAACACAUGCGUCCACUACCUCAAGCUACCUGAUUAUCCCACGGAGGAGAUCCUCAAGGAGAGACUACUCACGGCGACCAAGGAGAAGGGAUUCCACCUCAACUAAAAUAUGUGCGCGCGUAGAGAAAAAAAAAAUUGCAGAUGAAAUUUUUAUCAGUCACACAAACACACAGAUUUCUCUCCAAUUUUCUAAAAAGAGAAGCUCUAUCGAGAUUUCGAGGGAAGAAGAAACUGUCUCUCAAAAUGUUUUGAUGAAUAUGCAGAGAAAAGAAAAGAUGAUUUCACUAAAGAAUUUGGAUAUUUAGGACAAUAUUUAAUCACAGCAGAGAAGAUAUUUUAGACGCGAAGUAAAUGUAGAUGUACUUUUAAUUUUUCUUCGUCUCUGAUUAACUUACAAAAUGUAUAAUUAGUGUGAUAUUCAAGUAACAAGAAAAUGAUGUAUUGAGUGAGUGGAAGAAUAUAUAGAGAGAAUAAAAACAUACAAUAAUUUUA
Messenger RNA from Phlebotomus argentipes, 9184 nucleotides. RefSeq names its product E3 ubiquitin-protein ligase Ufd4 (gene Ufd4). Gene Ontology annotation, molecular function: metal ion binding; ubiquitin protein ligase activity; protein binding. Gene Ontology annotation, biological process: protein K63-linked ubiquitination; proteasome-mediated ubiquitin-dependent protein catabolic process; anatomical structure development. Bases 585 to 8798 code for a protein of 2737 amino acids. The record is from RefSeq and is a predicted model, not a curated record. Gene Ontology annotation, cellular component: nuclear speck. Lineage: Eukaryota; Metazoa; Arthropoda; Insecta; Diptera; Psychodidae. The transcript is spliced from 12 exons.